Messenger RNA from Periophthalmus magnuspinnatus, 5138 nucleotides. Its product is annotated as endoplasmic reticulum metallopeptidase 1. Lineage: Eukaryota; Metazoa; Chordata; Actinopteri; Gobiiformes; Gobiidae. Gene Ontology annotation, biological process: proteolysis. Gene Ontology annotation, molecular function: metalloexopeptidase activity. The transcript has 15 exons. The record is from RefSeq and is a predicted model, not a curated record. Bases 93 to 2759 code for a protein of 888 amino acids.
UUGAAGUUUGUCCCUCCGCGCUCUCCGUCGGUUGCUCAGCGAAAACGCGAAGCCCGUGACGCUGCUGACAGUUUAGUGCCGCUGGCUCGAAAAUGGAGAGCGACACCACUAUCCGGAGAAUAAAACCUUUGGGGACCAAUAAUUAUUUCGCCCAGGAAACCAGCGCGUCCCCAGACAGAUACGAGGAUAAUGGCUUCAGCGCAGACCCAAAGAGAAAGCCUGAAGUCAGCUUGUACUUACUGCGGGAAGGGCUCGCGGCUUCCCUGGUGUCCGUGUUUAUUUUAGUGUUGUGGGGACUUGUUCAUUUGUCGUUACAGCAGCUUGUCAUCGGGAAAUCAAGCGGCGAGUUUAACGCAGUGAGAGCCAGGCAGCACCUCGAGCGGAUCACCAGCGUCGGACCGAGGCCGACAGGAAGCCCUGAAAAUGAAGUUCUCACAGUGGGAUAUUUGUUGGAGCAGAUCGAAAAAAUCCGCGAAGAGACGGCAGCGGGCCCUCAGCAGCUCACCGUGGAUAUACAGCGGCCCACCGGCUCUUUCUCUAUAGACUUUCUCGGGGGCUUUACCAGCUUCUACGACCGUGUCACUAACAUCGCUGUGCGCCUGGAACCAAAAGGAGGGAGCCAGCUUCUGAUGCUGGCGAACUGUCACUUUGAUACAGUGGCUAAUAGUCCAGGUGCCAGCGAUGAUGCAGUGAGUUGUGCUGUGAUGUUGGAAGUCCUGCAUUCUUUAGCCAACCUCUCAACGCCUCUGCAUCACGGAGUUAUUUUUUUAUUUAACGGGGCGGAGGAAAAUAUUCUGCAGGCCAGUCAUGGUUUUAUAACUCAGCAUCCGUGGGCCAAACAGGUCAGAGCUUUUAUUAACCUGGAGGCUGCCGGUGUCGGGGGCAAAGAAGUCGUUUUUCAGACAGGUCCUGAAAACCCGUGGCUCGUCCAGGCUUACGUUAACGCAGCCAAACAUCCCUUUGCUUCAGUCGUGGGACAGGAAGUUUUCCAAAGUGGCAUCAUUCCUUCUGACACAGACUUCCGCAUUUAUCGGGACUUUGGUAACAUCCCAGGUAUCGACCUGGCUUUUAUUGAGAACGGGUUCAUUUAUCACACAAAGUACGACACGGCUGACAGGAUUCUGACAGACUCCAUCCAGAGAGCGGGCGACAACAUCCUGGCGGUUCUCAAGUACCUGGUCAUGUCGGAGAAACUGGCCGAUGCCUCCGAGUAUCGUCACGGUAACAUGGUGUUUUUUGACCUGCUGGGCGUGGUCGUCGUGGCUUAUCCCGCUCGUGUCGGCACUAUUCUUAACUACAUGGUCGCCGCGGCUACGUUCGUUUACCUGGCAAAGAAGGCGUCACUGCCCGGGAAUGCAGGUGGCCGUUAUGUUCGGGAUCUGGCGUGUGCCACCGGCGUCGCCAUCCUGAGCUGGUUCGUCACGUUGUUGUCCGUGCUCAUCGUGGCUCUUCUCAUCACUCUGUUGGGUCGCUCCAUGUUCUGGUACAACCAUUUUUACGCCUGCGUGUGUCUGUACGGCGCUGCGACCACCGGCAAGAUGGUUUUUAUUCACACACUGGCCAAAAACCUGUAUUACGGGGGUGUGCGUCUGGUGGAGCUGGGGGACCUGUACUUUGAUGUGAGUUUACUGCUGUGGUGCUGUGGGUUGGUGUGGCUCACUCAUCAGGGGCUGUGCUCUGCCUACGUGCCCAUGCUCAUGGUCGCUUUCCCCCUGGCCACGAGGCUGCUGCUGGCCAAAGAGUUUAAGCAUAAAGGAGCGUCUGCGAAAUACUGCGUGCUUUAUCUGCUGGGUUUAGCGCUGCCGUACGUCCACUUCAUGUUCCUCCUGUGGGUCGUGUUUGAGAUCUUCACACCUAUAAUGGGUCGCAGUGGCACUGAGCUCCCCCCUGAAAUCGUCCUGGCCACGUUAGUCACACUGGCAACCAUCUUCCUUUCCUCUUAUUUCCUUCAUUUUAUUUACCUCGUCCGAAGCACAAAGUGGAUCCUGGCUGGACUGGGCUCUAUUUUUCUUGUGAUGUUCCUGUUGGUCUCGUCGGGUUUGUUCUUCCCGUAUUCAGGCCGCGCAGACAGUCCAAGACCUAAGAGAGUUUUUAUUCAGCACACGACCAGGACUUUUCACAAUCUUCAAGGACAAGUGGAAAGUCAGGAUUCCGGUCUUUGGAUCAACAGCUUUGAUUUCACAGCUGUUCAGCACAUUUCUCCUCACAUCCCAGAGAUCAACGACACCGUUCGAACUCACUGCAGAGAAGACCGGCCGUUUUGUGGAUACCCGUGGUUCCUCCCCGUGAAGUUCCUCAGCAAGAAAAACUGGUACCUUCCUGCUUCAGAAGUGAUGCCGAGUUCGCCUUUGGAGUUCAGCCUGCUGUCCAAAGAAGAGACGAGCUGGGGAACGGUCAAGAUGACGUUCCGUGCCAAAGGUCCCAGUCACAUGUCUUUGUACCUGAUGCCCCAUCGUGGAGCCAGUCUGUCCACCUGGUCGUUUGGAGAUGGGACGCCUCAGUACGAUCUCAGCGGAGAGUAUUUUGUGUUCUACUCUCAUGGCGUUGAUGCUCCUGCUUGGACGUUCUGGUUUGAAAUACAGCCCCCGAAGGAUCCAGACCCCUUAGGACCAGAAGGGAUGAUCUCCGUGGCCAUUUCUUCUCACUAUUUCUUCGGUAAAGAUCAGAGGACUGCUCAGCUCCAAGAAAUGCUCAACAGAUUUCCCGACUGGUCUUUCCCGUCGUCUUGGGUCAGCACGUACGACAUGUACAGAUACUGAGGCCGCCGCGGGACGAGAAGUCGAGGUGCUUUAGACUCACGAAUAUCAAGUCCGGGCCUUGUCACUAAACACACACGCUCUCUCCUGUGAGGUCGAGAGGGAGACCACCACCACUGUGUCCGCAGGCUGGUAUUAGCUCACAAACAGGAAGAGACACGCCUGUGGUCAGGAGCGGUCACAGAGCAGCUCACGGACAAACUGCUCCACCGGCCACUGUGGUCACGUGCUCGCUCCUGGAUCGGCAGAGAGAGGAGUUACGUUUUUUACUUGAUCUGUUGUGCCUUUAUUUUAAUCACCUCAUUGCACUUGGUUCACUCUCAACCACUGGCUCGAUCUGAUUCUGUGUUAACACUCUUCCUUAACGAUCACGCGGCUGCCUGUCUUUCGUGUUUUUUUACUUGUAACGAGGGAAACGCCUCCUGUUACUUUAUGCCAACACAUAUUACGUUUUGUUUGUGCGAUGUUGCUCGUUACCAUUCCUCAUUACAGCUGAUUUGUAGCUUUCUGUACUUUACCUCUCACAUUUCUAUGAGGAAUGCUAAUAAUCAGCACUAAACUGUGAAAGAAGCGUAAAAUAACUGUCUUAAAAUCUUGUCAUAGAAAUGUAUUUAUUUUCUAAUGUCUUAAUUUGCUGACGACUUUGGGUGAAAACGGUUGAGGUGCAGUCUGCAGCUUUUGUGUCGAGGUUCGCCCCGUUUAAACGCUUCGCCUGGAACGUUUCACAGUCCGGCGUUAAAGUUCCAGACGAUUUAUUCAGUUAGACCUUUAAAAUGGCCGAGGGGAGACGAGCAGGUGGCGUAACCUCCGAUAGGAAAGUUACAUAGUGCACCUUGUUAAGUUUGAAGCUGGCUUUUUCUUUUAAAGGUGAUGGGAAACUUCCAAGGACAGGGAUGUUGUAACUGACCUGUUUUGUUUUUGUGGUUCCUGAGCUGCUGAGGUGUGAAGAGAAACACGUAACAUUACUCCUCAUGAAUGUCAUCCACUUCUUCACGCAGAGAAACGCAGCAUCACUGUAAGAGGAUAGGACUAUUUUUAUAAACUUGAGAGGCUUCUUAACCAUCUCCUACUACCGCAUCAGAAUGACUGCAGAUGAAUUAAAACGUGGGAGAUAUUUAAUAUAUCGUUUUAUUUAUGAUGUUAAAGUCUAACCUCCAGCCUGUAAAAGGUUUUGAUGCAGAUUUACCUGCAGUUUGCUCGGUGCUUGGUCUUUAUUAUUUUUUCUUUGCUGCUGUUGUGAUCUGCUUUUUACAGAAACAUGAAACAUUUCUGAUAUUCUCGAUCAGGGGAAUCGUCCGUUUUGCCUCUUGAUCUUGACUGAUCUUUAGGAACCACUGGCUUCACCUCUUCUGUUCAGUCCAGAGGUUUUUAUCUGAACCAGUGGAAUUCGUUACACUCCACUAUUGUUGUCUCUUCCAACACAAAUGUUAUUCAGUAAUUAUUAUUUCAGGUCUCGGGAGUUUGCACUUUGGAAACCACCUGAUUGUCCACCAUGUUUCACUUUGUUCUAAAUGUUGCCUGUCGAUUUUAACUUCAAACUGAAAUGGCCUUAACGUCUUCCCAAAGAACCACAAACACUGAUGCUCGAGCGGCAAAGCACUGUACUUUUUAUGUGGAAACUGAUUAUCCUGUGCAAAUAUUAAAGAUGUUCAAGUAUUGUAACGUAGAUCACAGAACCUGAUGCGUUCAGUCAGCUGACCACCCCCCUACGUCAGGGACCUUUCCACUAUUUCAAAUCUCCUGAAAGUUUUAUUUUGUCACAAACUGUAAUUGUAAUAGUCUAGUUUCAUUGGAUAAUGGAUAAAAGGCAUGUUUACCAAAAAAAGAAAAGAUAUGCAAACAUGAUAUUUGCUGUAGAGAUUUUUUACAUAAAUAAAAUGGUCGUUUGUCUUUGGGAGAAAUCCUUUUUAACAGAGAUUUAAAGAAAGAGUCGAUAUGUGAUGAGAACAUGUUCAGAAUCACGUUUGAAGGAGUUAAACGUGGGGAGACCAUCGCUGCUGCUUCAUGCUGAUGUGCUGUAGUCUGUGAUAAACUGAUGCUGCUAAAAGUUUAACUGAACCACUGGUGAUUUUGACCCCGAGACCAGUCGAGUCUGAAGUUUCAGCUCGUGGACGUAGCUCUGACACAGGUAGCAGUGAAAAUACUCAUUUCCUCCCCACUCAUUUUAUUUUCUUAAAUGUUUGUCAUGUAAAAAUGCCUUCUGUAACUUUUUUGAUAGACUCAUUUUCAGAUGUUUCUCACGUGUUUAUUUUGGGACGUUUGAUCUGAUGGUGACUGGGACGCUGGGGCUUGUUACAGGGUAUCCAUGUGAUUGACUGGAAUGAUUAUGCAAAAGCUUUUAUUAUUAGCACUUCUACAGCUAUUAAAAUGAUGAAAACACUU